Molecule: messenger RNA, 729 nt
Organism: Poecilia latipinna (sailfin molly)
Lineage: Eukaryota; Metazoa; Chordata; Actinopteri; Cyprinodontiformes; Poeciliidae
Product: tRNA 2'-phosphotransferase 1
Exons: 4
Coding region: 46-411 (121 amino acids)
Biological process (GO): tRNA splicing, via endonucleolytic cleavage and ligation
Molecular function (GO): tRNA 2'-phosphotransferase activity
Source: RefSeq, a predicted model, not a curated record
UUAUGAACUUUAAAUCUCAUCAGGAAUCUCAUCUCUGCUCAGGUCAUGGAUCUGGAGCUAAAACCAGUUCUAGCUGGUUCUCCUGAUUGCCCCGCCGAGGCUGUUCAUGGCUCCUACCUCCGCAACUGGCCAUCCAUUCACCAGCAGGGUCUGAGCUGCAUGAAUAGGACUCAUAUUCAUCUGUCAACCGGACUUCCAGGGGAAGAUGGCAUCAUCAGCGGCAUGAGGAAAAACUGUGACCUAGCUGUGUUUAUUGAUGUCUCCAGAGCUCUGGCUGAUGGUAUUGACUUCUUCUGGUCAGAGAAUGGUGUGUUGCUGACUGCAGGUGAUGCCGAGGGUAAACUCCUUCCUAAAUACUUCACCCGAGCCCUAAAACUCAAGCCUACAAGAUGCAUCCUUCCCCUGCAGUAAAAGCUGCUGCGCUUGAUGUUCUCACCAAGCUUGAAUCCAGCUUUGCCGUAGGUUUUCUUGGUUUCCAUGACGUCACAAGUUUUACAUUUCCUAUAAAUAACAGGACUUGCAUUUACAGCCCAAUUUUAUCUUCAUAAUAAAUACUGACCCAGAUAAAUAUAAGCCGACAUGGUACUUUUUUUGUUUAUACUGUGCCUUACUAAAGUACUUGUGUCACAUUAUAGCCACAAAUUUUCACAUAUUUCAUUGAGAUUUAAUGUGGCAAAGUAAAGACGCGAAUAAAUAUGAGGUGGAGUGAAAAUGGCACAGGGUUUUCUA